AUUAGGGAGCAUGUUUCCUUGGAGGGCGUUUUUAUCACAAGUCCAGCCGUGAUUAUUGAUGUUCCUAAUUUAUCAUAGCUUUUAUCUUUACCAUCCUAGUGAAGUGCUGUGAAAGGUUUUAUGUUGUGAUAAUUUACAUCACUAAUUAUUAUUAGAGACCUAACAAAUAAUGUUAUGGAAUUAUACUCUGAAGAUGCAAUCUGAUGAUGAUGAACUUUUAAUUUUAUACCAUGUAAUGCCAUUCUUUGUUUAAUAUAUUCACUAUGAUUAUUUUCCCUUCGAAAACACUGAAAUAACGUGUUCCCUUCACAGUGCACGCUCCCGCGAGUGGCAAGCACGUUCUCGCUCAGAUUGACCACAUGGUUCACAUGUUAGCCUAUAGGAACGCUUCCUUCGUGCGCGCGGAACUUGAUUCAGGAAGUACGCAUUUCAUUUCUUGUUCCUAACAAAUGAGCGAAAACAAGUCUUUAGAAACACAAAACUUCAUGAAUUACUUGUUUAAAAAGGAAAAUAAUCCAGACGAAAAUGUCGGCUGCAGAGUCUACAUAUGUAUCAACGCUUGGAAAAGGCGACAGUUUGCACCAACAGGUUCUCGCCUCCUUCCCUCUGUGUGACAUAACAGAAGAGGAUCUGACCCAGAACCCUCAGUUCUGUAAACUCCUUGCCACCCUGGCACAACAUGUGGACCAAAGUGGACUCACUGUCCCACUGAAGACAGAGCUGGAAAAGGCUGAGCAAAAGCUGCAGAGCCAGAGGCGUUACUGGCUGCGCUCCGAGGGCAUCCAUAAAGCACUGCAAGAGAUGAUCCAGGACAACUGUAUCAGGAAGCACCACGCCACUGUACCACCGGACCAGAACAUGUUCCAUGAGACAAUGGAGAAGUGUCUGCUGGUGGUUCAGUGUAUCAGACAGCUGGAUCCCAGUAGCACAACCAACCAGGACCAGCCUUCUGUUCUGGGUCUGACCCCCCAACAGAUGAUGGAGCUCAUGCCAUCGGAGAAGAAUGUUCAAAGAAUGAAACAGAGUCUUCCCAAAGAGCUGGAGAAACAUCUGAAGAAAAAGUGUUUGAGCCUCCUCUCUUACUAUCAACCUGAAUGGGAGAACGAGAGUGAGGGUCUGAAGAACAGCAAGUUGUCUCAUCUAUCAGCCCAGCUGGACAAUGAGAAGAAAAGAGCAGAGAGUCUGAAGGAGACCAGCUGGGAAAACAGUGUCCUCCUGCAGAGACAGACUCAGCUCUACCUCUCUGAACAGAUCAAGUGUAUUCAGCUUCUCCAGUCUCUCAUCUUGGACCACAGGCUGAGGAUCCAGACGGAUCUGGAUCGGAAGAAGUUGGACUACUUUGAGGGAAAAUUGGAGUUAGUCUUGCAGAAGAUCAAGGCAGAGAUGGUGGAAAUUCAGCUGGACACGUACCCAGUGGACAAAAUAUCUGCUCAUAGAAAAAUAAGAGAGAAGCUGGUGUCUGAUCUGAAGGCCAGUCAGGUGGAGAAGCACUCCAUUGAGUUGAAACUGGCCUCCUUUGAGAUCUUGGGGAAAGACUUUGAGGCCUUGGCCGAGGAGUACUGCAGAUUACGGCAGGAGAUAGAAAUGAAUAACUGGGCUCUGAAGGAGUUCACCCAGUGAAAGGACAAGUGAAGAUCAUACCUGACACCGGGACAACAGCCAGCCAUUCCCUGCUCAGACAGUGUGUGGACUUUUUGGCUCCCAUAUUACUCCUAACCAAGAAUGCUGUUUAAUAACCACCCUACACUCUUAAAAUAGUCAACCAUAUUCAGUACAUCACCAUGGUAAUCAACAUGUAUGCAUUUCUCUUUGUAAUUAAAUGCAGUGUUACAUUAAGCUUCACUUUCCUUCUCUGAAUGAUAACUUAUAUACAUAAACAUACUUAUGAAGAAAGUGAGAGUAUAUUAAUAUUGACAAUGCUUAAAUCCUUUGUCUUCAUACUUGGAAGAUGCAGCAGUCAAACAUCUAUCCACUUGAUCUUACUUCACCUGAAAUAAAAAUCACGAGGUGGAAUUUUCAUGUAACAGUUUAUCUAGAGUAUCAACACAGUAAAAUGUGCCAAAGCUGGGAAAAUGAUUGUUGUGUAUUUUUAUAAACCUGUAAGAAAAUAAACUAAAUUGAACAAGUGAAAA
This is a messenger RNA of Eleginops maclovinus (Patagonian blennie), 2132 nucleotides long. It is a transcript of the gene haus4, whose product is annotated as HAUS augmin-like complex, subunit 4. The coding region runs from base 526 to 1620 and encodes 364 amino acids. Lineage: Eukaryota; Metazoa; Chordata; Actinopteri; Perciformes; Eleginopidae. The transcript has 9 exons. Gene Ontology annotation, molecular function: microtubule minus-end binding. Gene Ontology annotation, biological process: centrosome cycle; spindle assembly. Gene Ontology annotation, cellular component: HAUS complex. The record is from RefSeq and is a predicted model, not a curated record.